GGGCCUCUUGUUUGUAACAAUUCUGUCCCUUAAAAGAAUAUACUAAUGUACAUAGUAUGAGCUUUCAAUGUUCUGAGGCGAAGUUUACUUUAUUUUGAUGAAAAUAUAUAUGUAUUCACAACUUUCUGAUAUUUCCAUUCUUUGAAAAAUGCUGGUAAUCCUAAGGUAUUAUAUCAUAAUUCUUUGGCUUUUCUGGAUUUUUGAAAGUUUUAUGAAAAAUUCUCGUAACCAUUUUCCCUUGUGAGCAUAUAAAGCGACUUUAUGAACAAGAUUCAUAUUGUUACCAUAUAAGUAUUUUUCAAAGAUACAUCAUCGGUAAAAAUGUUUACAUUUUUAGAAACUUAAAAAUGAUGACGUUUUCAUCAAAGUAUGCUGUCGGUGCAAAAUUAGUGUGAAUUAUUAUCAUCAUUUUAUCACACAAUAGCUAAAAUUUGAAAAAAUUAUGUAUUCGAUCUUGAAGAUUGAAUUCAAAUUUUUAUGCUUCUUAAGGGCAAAUUUAGACCCUUAUCAUAUAAAGUUCUUUGCGCAGAAUUUAUUCUCUUUCUGCGUGUGAUGGUGGUGGGGUAGAUCGGUUUUGCAAGUCUCAAAAUGCUUGUUGCAUUAUUGAAUUAUAUGUGACCCUUAUCUAACUAAUGACUAUAUCUUAAGUUUGAUGGAUGACUUUGUUAUCUCUAGGGUAUAAUGCACUGACAUGUGGUGUAAUGCACUAUCUCUGUCAUGUGUUAAUACUUGGUCACAAAACGUAUGUUGACUUUCAGGUCACAGUUGUAGUUUUCUUCCCAGUAUCAUUUUAGGACGAAGAGUGAAAGACGCAUGAAGUAACUUGGAAUUUAUGAAGAUAUGACAAAUUUCUAUCAAAAGCUUGUUCGAAAGAAGUUUGUGGACCCGUCCGGCUUAACAGAGACCAAGUUAGCAAGAUGUCUGACCACAUUAGAUCUCACAGCACUUGGCAUUGGCAGUACACUAGGAGCUGGUAUUUAUGUAGUGGCUGGUCAGGUUGCUAAGGACACAGCCGGUCCUGCCGUCAUUCUGUCUUUCCUCAUUGCAGCUUUAGCAUCAGUACUAGCAGGUUUAUGUUAUGCAGAGUUCGGAGCCAGGGUUCCUAAAACUGGUUCAGCGUAUGUCUACAGCUACGUCACUGUGGGGGAGUUCAUGGCUUUCAUUAUUGGAUGGAACCUAAUCCUGGAGUAUGUUAUUGGAACAGCCAGUGUAGCCCGUGCUUGGAGUGCAUACUUUGACUCCCUGAUCCACAAGUCCAUCCAACAUUUCUUCAGGGACAAUAUGCCAAUAGAUGUUGGCGGACUUUCUCCAUAUCCCGACUUCUUCGCUUUUGGCAUCACUCUUUUGCUGGCCUGUAUAUUGACUGUGGGGGUGAAAGAGUCAUCUCGAUUUAACAACAUCUUCACCAGUGUAAAUCUGUUAGUUGUAUUGUAUGUUGUGAUCUGUGGACUGUUCAAGGCGGACAUUAAGAACUGGCACCUCCCAGUUCCACAGCAAGGCAACACCACUGGUGUUGUUUAUGGAGAGGGUGGAUUUUUCCCGUUUGGUUUCUCAGGAAUGAUGUCGGGGGCUGCUACUUGUUUCUAUGCCUUUGUAGGUUUUGACUGCAUAGCUACAACUGGAGAGGAAGUUCAGAACCCACAAAAGGCGAUUCCCAUUAGUAUUGUCCUAGCCUUACUUGGCUGUUUCCUGGCGUACUUUGGGGUGUCAGCCACCAUUACCCUGAUGUGGCCAUACUAUUACUUAGACCACGAUGCUCCACUCCCAGAAGUGUUCUCCAAUGUAGGCUGGGAUGUGGCACGUUACAUUAUUGCAGUGGGGGCAAUAUGUGGUCUGUCCACCAGCCUGCUUGGUGCUAUGUUUCCUCUUCCUCGUGUAAUUUAUGCAAUGGCCAGUGAUGGACUGCUCUUUCAAUUCCUGGGAAACAUCAGCGAAAGGUUCAAAACACCUGUUGCUGGUACUCUUCUGUCUGGCUUGUUUGCAGGCUUCAUGGCAAUGAUGUUUGACCUAAAGGAACUUGUGGACAUGAUGUCCAUUGGAACAUUGCUGGCAUACACACUAGUUGCUGUCAGUGUCUUGCUGUUAAGGUACCGGGUAAAUUCCUUUGGUCUCAGUAAUCCAGAAGAUGGGGAUGCAGAUGAUGUGAAUGAAUUGAGUAGAGUGGGAUAUUUGCAAGAAAUGUUCAAUCACAAUCUGAUAUGCCCAACUCCACUAUCAGAAACUGUAUCAUUCUGGAAUAUCACGAUUAUAUGUCUCCUUGUGGUAGCAGAAUCUUUGAUACUCAUCUUUCUGGAGAAAUAUAUCUCCUCGUUACAGUGGUGGGCCAUUGUUAUAGCCAGUGCUCUUUUUCUUAUAAUAGUUCUCCUUGUUUAUUCCACAUGGCUACAACCUCAAAAUCAGGAUUUUAUCAGCUUUAAGGUGCCUCUACUUCCAUUUUUACCUGUGAUUAGUAUCUUUGUAAAUGUCUACCUCAUGCUUAAGUUGUCUUCUGCUACAUGGAUCCGGUUUGGAGUUUGGAUGAUAGUUGGUAUGAAGAAGAAAGCUGUGACGCAGGAGAAACCUGUUACUGUUUGGAGCGUCCGGAGGAAGGCUUGUCUGGGGGCGCUCUUCUGUAUGUACGGUCUGCUGACGGUGCCCUGUGUGAUUGAUCUCGUACACCACCUCAUCUCCGGCUCAGAACUCGACAGGACUAUCCAGAUCUUGAAAGAUACAGUACAGCUACAUUCAUCAACAGUACAGAUGGUCCACAGUUUUCACUGCUUGUUCGUGAAUGAGGACUGCGAAACUCGUAUGUUGAGUCCCCUUUCCCAGAGAAACUACAGAUGUCCUAACGAAGAUCACCUGAUGGACGUUCUGGCUGCCAUAGCAAAAAAUUCUCGCGAACAAAACAGUAGUUACGACCACGGCAGAAAUUCUUCUGCCCAGAGUGUCUUUUCAUCCUACACUUGUGCUGAAUCAACUUUUCAGAAUUUGCAUACUGCAGCCAUUCCCAGGAUUGGGUCUCUAGUUGUCCAGUCUUUGAAAUACAUGCGCGCUUCUUUUGUGGCCUUUGACGUUCUGAUAAAACUGUCCUCCCACUGUUUUGCUGGUGCGCACAGCGACGUGCAUAAUUUGCUUCAUGACAUAAACUAUGUAAAAGGGCACUUACGGUCCUUCUUUUUGAAGCAAGGGCCGGAUAUUUCGAUAGAAGAAUUGAAUAGACUGUUGAUGGAGACGUACGAACACUUAUCAGAGGGUUCCUCCGAGCUGUGUUCAACGAUGAUACUGAAGGGAUAUUUGUCAUCUGUUCGUGAAAUAACUGACGUAUCGCAUCGCCAUUUGCAACUUUUGCUGCGAUUUACCCAAUCCGAAUACAAGUGGUCCAUAAUCGUCCAAUCCGUGUAUUUCAUUGUUCUGUCAAGCUUACCGUUGAUCUGUGGUUGGCAGUUUGUAGAAUUUUGGCGCCGGUUGGUUCUCGUUCAGAAAUUAUCUCAAAGGUACAACACGGCCACAGAACAACUCAUGAAAGAAAACAUGGAGUUCAAAUCUAUACUCGGUGAGGUGAUUCCAAGGUCAAAUUUCAGCGAAGUUGUUUCCGAGGGAUCCACGAUGUCUCUGGUGUCGUCUGCAUUUCGAGUAGAUUCUCAUUGUGAACCUGUACAGGUGUCUUUUUCAGACACUGAACAAUCCGACGAUGGUGAAGAAACAGAACGACAUAUUCGAAACUCUCGAUUAUCGAUGAUAAAUCGAUUUAAACAAAAGGGUAACCUAAUGGGGACGAUUCACGAGGUUCAUAGUAUCUACGACAAAAUCACUAAAAAGCUGUCAUCCAAAACAACAGAUCCUUCUCCAUCAAAUGAAGUAACGAUCUUUCGAUCGGACAUUGUCGGAUUUUCUCGGAUAAUCAAAUGUUUCACUCCAUCGGAAAUUGUGAAUCUCGUGUCGUACCUGAUGAAGUUGUUUGAUGAGCGCAUUCAGUUGUAUGAUGUGUUUGUGCUAGGAAGAGAGGCUGACCUUUUCACAGUUAUUUCUGGCAUCUCCUCAGCACAGAUUACUCGGCAUGCGUCUGAAAUAGUCAACAUGGCUCUGGAUUUAAUGUCAAUCAGCAGCGAUUUAGAAUUUCAAGCAGGUCCCGAAACCAAACUAAGACUACGCAUGGGUAUUCACACAGGUAUUGCAUACAGCAGGCAGGUGGGGUUUCCAAGACCGCGGUACAAUAUUUCCGGAGAGCUUUUGGAAGUUGUCAAAAAAAUAGUUCAAAGCGCACAACCCAAUCAAAUUCAAGUCAGCGAAACAACAUAUCAACUACUAUCCAGACACAUGGCAUACAAUCUCGGAAAGAGCGGUUAUAUAACCACUGAGACGAAGAAAAAUAUAAAAGUCUAUGCAUUAAAUGGACGUCGGGUUUCGGAGGAUGUAACAUCGAGAGACUGUCCUGGCAAGCGUGUGCGUACUGCAUGGAUACCCAUACAGCUUGAGCAAAAAGCACUGUACAGAUUUGAGGCGGAGGAGAAUCAGUAUUUGGCGCCGUUGAACUGGAUGAUGCCGAGCUGUUCCUACUCAAUAGCAUCUGGAUCAACGUCAUCCAGCAUCUCCAAUGUCCCCGGCACUUCACGGCAGAACAGCAUUAGCCGUCCCCUCAGGAUAUCCACACACGAGACCCUGAAUGAGGCUGUGGGCUUCUGAAUUUGCUAAGCCAAAUGACUUGUCAAGAUUGUUAAAUUUUUCAAAGGAUGGUAAAGAAGAGCUGACACCAAUACCCAAGUGAUGUGUGUCCUGCAUUCAAAGGCAACAUUGUAUUGACCUUUGGUAUUUGUACAAAAACUUCCUAUUCUCAAUUUAUAAACACUUUCCAAAUAGAUUAAGCAGGAUCAGGUGGGUUCUAAAUAAAAGUUCAUCUACAAUUUCUUUAUAAACUGUCAUUUGGAUAUUUCAGUAGCUGAAAAGUCACCAAUAACAAAAUAAAUAACAACCCAUAAGUAAGCUUAUAUGAUGGUUUAUUAUCUCCAAAAAGAGGGAAGGAAAUGUGUAUGAAACAAAGCUAACAUGACUAGACAUUUUAAAUUUUGUAGAAAAGGAGCACACCACUCAGUAUUAAAUCUAAACACACAGGACUUGCAAAAACAUACAUGCUCUUUAACAAAAGUUAUACUUCUAGAACUUUGGGUAUUGCCCUAUAACCCUUCCAUAUUAAAGUACCAUAUCGCCCUAUAACCCCUCUAUAAUAAAGUACCAUAUCGCCCUAUAACCCCUCUAUAUUAAAGUACCAUAUCCAACUGGAGAUCAAUUCUAAAAACAUUGAAGUUUGCAAAUGAAGUUUUCUAUGGAGCAAAAGGCACACAAUCUGCAUUUUCCAUUUUCAUCACUUUUAUUAUCAAAUUAUCCUUAACCUUACUUAGAUUUUGACUAUAUGAUUUUUAAACUUGAAGAAAUAUAACAGAUCACCAACACAUCAUGAUAAUGCAGUGUGGAUUUUCCGUAAUUUUAACCUCAAGGUGUUGGUCUCCAUUUUUUUUUACUUUGUAUAUGAUUUUUUAAAAAACCAAUUAAGCUCAAUAUAUCACAAAUAUUCCAUCACUGGCCCCCUUUAUUUUCUGUGUAUAUAUAUAUUUUUUUUACAUUACACGACAGAAUACUAUAAAUGAUAAUAAAAAAUAAUAAAAAAAAAAAAAACCCUGAUACUGUAGAAAUUAUUCCAAUCAAAAUUUCAUUUUGGAAAACAAAUAUAUACUAGUAUAUAUUCUAUCAGUAAAAAGUCUCGACACCCUUUAACAUUAAUACAUGUAUCAACACACUGUUCCUACUCCUUUCAUUUGAUCCCACUGUUUUGCAUUAUGAGUAAAUUUAUUGUCUAAAUUCAUUUGUGUUGAUGAUGCACUGUACUACAGGUUAAAUGUAACAAAACUUUUAAUAUGGAAACAUAAGGGGGACACUUGUAUAGAGAAUGGUGAGUAGACAGGCAGCAAUAAAAAAAUAAAGAGGCAUAUCAAAAGCCGUAGGGGGGAUUUUGGAAUUCCUAUCCCAACACAGGUUACCAUUGGUUACUAAAUGGCCACAUUUGACACUCCACCAAGAUUACUAAAAUGUUUGAUGACCGACAUGCAGCCAUAGAAAAGAGCUCACUCAGCAGUGGCAAAUUGAGAGGGUGUGUGUGCGUUUCCAGGUGUCAGAUCCCCCCCCCCCCCCCUAAUCAGAAAAUUUUGCUAAAAAUAGGUAAAAAUAAUACAUUUUGAGGGUGGUAAAUUUGAAAACCAAAAUUAAUAAAAAUUUCCUGGACCUGCCCCUAAUCAGCAGCUUCAAAGCUAACCUAGAAAUUGUGAAAAUUACAAAAAAGUAAUUACUCCACAUCAAAAUGAAUAGAGCAACAUUUAUGCCAAGCUUGGUGACUGGACCCCCCCCCCCCCCCCCCCCCCCCCCCAAUUAUACACUGCCUUUCUCAAAUAUGCUCCAAUAAAUGAUAUGGCACAAAUUCUUGGAAAAAUGAAGUCCCUACAUGCACCCAGAAUUACCAAUUCGAAAUCCACACAUCACCAACAUAUACAUGGAAGGAUAAUUGUUUCAAUAAAAUUACAUAUUGCACAUCCACAGGAAGGUAUUCAAUACAAUGAAUUCUGCAAGAAUACAAAAGUGUACAAAUGACUGAGACAUUGUCAAUGGUACACAAUGCACCAAUUUAAAUAUUGUAACAGAAGUUAGAUUCAAAAUGAAGGUUAAUAAUCAUUUUGAGAGAUAUAAAUAUUUAUAUCAUCUAGAUACAUUGUAUAUACCUGUUUUUCCCAGCUCAACACACUAAAAAGAACCUUUUAUAAUCAUGCAGGAAUUUUCAUUGAAUUUUUAAAGAAUUUUGAAGAUAAUGUGCACAUUUUAGUAACAUUUCUUUUUCUGCAUAUAUAGAACAACUCAUUGAACAAGAGUCAUACUCAUCAAAAGAUUCAUCAAUUGUAGAAAAAAUAACCUUGUUUAACACUGAUGUAAUAAAUGUUUUUGAAAUGUGAAAAUGGCAUUUUUUUUUUUUAAAAAGUUAAAUUUACAUGGAAUGACACAAAACUGAAUGUGAAAUCAUCAUAGUUUUUUUUUUUUUUUUCAAGAGUUGAAGUCUGGGAAAAAAAUCAAUCUGAAAGAUUUCAGAUGAAAAUUCAAACUGUUGAUGGACCAAAUUUGGCUCCAUAUCCCUAGAUGUGGUACAUGUAUGUACUGGUGGCAUUCAAAAAUGCUUUUAAACCUCGUUCACAGACUCCUGGCAGUAUGCAAAAAUUCACGGGAAUGAUAGAUUAGUACAAGCAUUUUCUUGGUGUAUGAUGAGCAUCAAACUGCAAAGUAAAACUUCUUCCCAGCAA
Messenger RNA from Ostrea edulis (European flat oyster), 7316 nucleotides. RefSeq lists its product as uncharacterized. Gene Ontology annotation, molecular function: amino acid transmembrane transporter activity. The transcript is spliced from 21 exons. Bases 841 to 4665 code for a protein of 1274 amino acids. Gene Ontology annotation, biological process: amino acid transport; intracellular signal transduction; transmembrane transport. Lineage: Eukaryota; Metazoa; Mollusca; Bivalvia; Ostreida; Ostreidae. The record is from RefSeq and is a predicted model, not a curated record. Gene Ontology annotation, cellular component: plasma membrane.